AUGGGAUGUUAUCAUCCUGGACGAGUUGUUCGCGACGGCACAAGGAGCCAUAGCGCUGGCGCAUUCGUGAGAAGUACGGUGCUAAACUUGCCACUUUUGCGAACAACAGAUUUCUCCAAUCAAUACAGUCUCUAUCGAGGUUUCUCUCGGAAUCCUGUGAUAACACCAAACUACUACACAAAAGGCUACCAUAUGAUGACGUACGAUGUGUUGAACUUCUUUCCACGACUGUACUCUAUAAGGGAUGCAAUAUUCGAGCAGUACUACAUCGGAGUGGCAUCUAACCGAUGGCUUAGGAAAGCUGGAGAACUGCUCAACGUCCAAAAUUCCUACGAGACCAUUUUCGAGGCUUCUCGUGUCUCCUUAACCGACUUCCCUGCGCGUUACGGUUACGUCUGUUCGACGGGGACUGACUUGAUUCACGUUGGCGAAUACUGUCAAGGAUCUAACGAGCUUCCAUUAGACUUAAGAAGUUUUGUGGAGGAUUCCAAAUCGAAAAGGAACGAUAUACAUUGCGUUUGGCUCAAUUGUCAACUGGAAUGCGGCCAAAGCAGAGGUGGGUCUUGCACUUACUCAGACCUUCUUGAAUGUGCACUG
Molecule: messenger RNA, 597 nt
Organism: Ostertagia ostertagi
Lineage: Eukaryota; Metazoa; Nematoda; Chromadorea; Rhabditida; Trichostrongylidae
Source: the annotation of a GenBank genome assembly